Molecule: messenger RNA, 3077 nt
Organism: Bemisia tabaci
Lineage: Eukaryota; Metazoa; Arthropoda; Insecta; Hemiptera; Aleyrodidae
Gene: Dolk
Product: Dolichol kinase
Biological process (GO): dolichyl monophosphate biosynthetic process
Cellular component (GO): endoplasmic reticulum membrane
Molecular function (GO): dolichol kinase activity
Source: RefSeq, a predicted model, not a curated record
UAUCACUAGAAUUAGAGUACUCCACACUAGAGCUAUAUGGGUACUUUAGUUAUCACUUGGUGAACUAUCAACUAUCACAGGAGAGGAGGGUAGCGGCCUUGCUCUGAAUUGAAUAUUUUCAUUGUAAUUAUGUAUUGUAACCAAAGCAUUUAAUCUUGUACAUUUAAUUGUGAUACCUAUCUUCGUUUCAAUUCGGGGUUUAAAAUCUUGAAGUCAUGGAAAAAUCCGUCGAAUGGCAGCAACAUUUGCGGGUCAAUGCUUCAGUGAAUAAUCCUCAGCACUUUUUCCAAUUUAAUCUUGAAGCACAUAAUAUUUGCUUUUAAAAUUGAAACAUCAAGGUCUGGUAUCUGCGUCCUUACCUGCACUUUCCAAUCAGUUUCAAAGAAUGACAUUUACCGAGAGCAUUGAUAAAUCAUUGAGCCAGGAAAUUAGCUGCUCAAAACUCAACACGAGGAAAAAUGUUAGCAAUGGAUUAUGGUUAACAGUGCUUUUACCAAGUUGUGUCAUUACCAGUAGCUUCAAGUACUCUCCCACCUCUGAAAUUUACAAGACAAGUUCAAUCAUCACCAUUGGCUUAUUAAUCAAUGCUCUGUUUGGACUGUUUCAUCGGGAGGAAAAACCUUUCAGGCAGAUCGGCCUAAUUGUGUCAUCUUUAGUCUUGUCUUUGAUUUUCACUCUGUAUGCUGACCAUGGCAUCUUGCUGAAUUUAAUCUUUUCUAUUUUAACAUCUGUCAGCUACCACCCAAUCCUCUUACAACUCAUUAUUUACUGUCCAUCCAGCUUCACCUACGGUGAAGCAUCAAUUGUUGCUCAAGCGUGCCUUUUAUUUCUCGUUUCAUCUUUCAUCAACAUUUCCUCAGCUGUGAUUUAUCCUUGUAAAACUUGUUUCGAAAUCGCCACAUUAAUCUUGCAAGUUGGACUAAUAGGAAUCUUAAUUAUUUGCAUUUCCUGCUUCAUGAUCAGAUCACUUCGACACACAUUAUCCUUCUAUACAUUCUCGCUUGGAAUAUUUGUAGGCGGAAUUAUUCCUGCCCUGCACUUUCUCCUAGGUUUCAGCCCUUUACUCUGGAUAAUAGACUUACUCACUAAAGAUGUAUUAACAGUUGUCCUCGUCAGUUACUGGAUCCUUUGUUGUGCAGCUGCAGUUUUAAUUAUAGCAAUUCAAAUAAAAAUGAGCACCAAAGCAUCUACAUCAGUCAGAAAAUACUUUCAUGUUUUAGCAGUUUCCGUUUUCACUCCUGGACUAGUGGUCAAUCCGUGCCUUAUAUAUUUAUCCAGUGGAAUCGUGUUUGCACUCUUCAUUAGCAUCGAGUUGUCCAGAAUUCUACGGCUGCCCCCAUUAGGGAAUUCGCUCCAAGAAGCCUUUCAAAAUUUUGCUGAUGAAAAAGAUGAGGGACCUUUAGCACUGACACCCAUUUAUCUUCUAGUUGGUUGUUCCAUCCCAGUUUGGAUUCAUCCUCAUCCUGUAGAUAAGUGUGAUCUGAUACCCCUUCUUGCUGGCAUUCUCUCAAUAGGCAUUGGAGACACAGCUGCCAGUGUUUUUGGAUCUAAAUUUGGACGUCGCCUAUGGCCAGGUACUAGAAAAACCAAGGAAGGAACAGUGGCUUGCAUACUAUCUCAAACCCUAUUCUUAGUAACGCUAGUUUACUUUAAUGUUUUAACAUAUACAUGUAUAUUUCAUCCAAUCACAGCCAUUACAAUAAUUUCUCUGGUUGAAGCAAAGACUGAUCAAGUUGAUAAUAUUGCUCUCCCAUUAUUGAUGUAUCUCCUUUUAAUACUCUGAUUCGACACUGAAUUCGUGAACUUAAUAAGGCAAUGAUCACAGACUAGGCGGCUCUCCAACUUUGUGUUUUACAAUAUCUUUAAAAAUUCUGAAUAUUCGUGAACAUGUUCAUAUACGAGGGGGCAAGCCCCCUGGCUGCUAGGCAGCCUAAUUGUCAGAGGGCACAAUCCCGCUCUCUAAGAUCUGCUUCGCUCAAGGUAAGUGAAACGAAAGUAUGCUAUUCCCGACCCUUUUGGGUAGGACUCGGCUUUCGGUUCCCGCCGCUAGAGUUGUGACGCAAAGUUUAAAUUUCAAGAAUUUUGCAGUCUUGGCCGAAAACAAAUAUGGCCUCCUGCUGUUGAUAAAUGAAAAAAGCAGCCGAAAUACUAAAAGCAAAUGAAUGUUCAUUUUUAAAGAAUUCGCUUGUAUUAAAUUUGUUUGUUUUAAUCAAUAGCAGACAGUUAUAUUUGUUUUCGCCCAAGAUUGCAAAAUUGUUGAAAUGCAAACUUCGCGCCACAGCUCUAGCGGCGGGAGCCGAAAGCCGAGUUCUGGCCGGGAAGAGCAUACCUUUGUUUCACUUACCUUGCGCUUUGCUAGCCCUUGCAAAGGAGACCCUAGAAUCUGAAUAGGGCCGGCUUAUUCAGUGUUAAUCACCUAUUAAUAGCUGCAAAAAUCAUAGAAUUUGGCCCAGUUCGCCGGAACAAACUAAGACAAAAAAUGAAAAUGAAAGUGGCUAAAGAGCUUAUAGAAGGUAAUGAUUCCAUUAUUCGACACAUUCAUGUAUAUAAUUUAAACUCUUGUGAUUACCAUUUGAUCCAGUUUAAGUGAUUGCUCCAUGGAACCCAGUUUUAAAUGUAGAUGCAAUAUUUUUUUAUUUAUUUAUUUUUUUUUUAUUUGGGAAGACCAUACGUCAAGAAGUGUUUUAGUAAGAGUUCAUGAUUGCUUGCACCCUUUCACAGGUGACCAGCUUAGCUGAAUUCUGAUAAUGUUACCUGUCCUAAAUUAUUUAAAUUGCCAAUAGUGAGUCAUAAAAAUUGGAAAAGAAAGCAAUCAGAAUUCAUAGCCCAGCCAAUUCUCUAGGUUUGACAAAUACUUAUGUAUUGUCUGUUUCAAGUACCCUACAGAAUUAUCUUCAGUUUGAUUAUUUUAUAUACUUGAUGUUCUUUCAGUUGCCAAGAAACUGAAGUAUCCCUCUUUCAUUUUGUUAUUUAGUUAUUUUUAAGUUGAGUCAUGAUAUUUUUUAAUGAAGGUGUAAUUUGAGACUAAAGAGACAUGUCUUUUUUUCCGCGCAGUAUUAAAACUGUAAAUGAAGCGA